This is a messenger RNA of Mesorhabditis belari, 510 nucleotides long. The record is from the annotation of a GenBank genome assembly. NCBI's taxonomy places the organism in Eukaryota, Metazoa, Nematoda, Chromadorea, Rhabditida, Rhabditidae.
AUGAUUUACAAAAACAUUUACCUUGUGCCUUUUAUUGGAGUCUUUUUCUUCAGCUCGUCUCUUGCUGAUCGCACAGCCUUUGCCGCACCCGCCGUUCAAGCUCUCGAGAUCAUCAAAUCGCUGACCGAACCAAAUAAAGUGUUGGUGACGAACAAGUUGUCGGCGGCGUCGAUUUACCUAAAAUGUGCAUCGGCCGAUGACACGAUUACGGGUGAUGGAUCCGAUGAGAAUGGAUGGUGGACAUUGGAAAAGGAAAACGCGAUAGGCUGGGAAUUCGGGUCACAUGCGGGCGGCCGAACAUGUUUCUGGUGUUAUGCAAACAAUAACGAUCAAGCGGCUCGUGACUCGGGCAACUGGUACAUUCACGUGGACGUUUGGGGAUUCAACGAUUGCGGUGGUCCCGAAUGGCAACCCGACAUUACCUAUUGGGAAUUUCGCGAUGAUGGAGCUUAUGCCGAUGACGGAGAUGAUGGAAUGCAGAAAGUCGCCGAUUGGGGACCGCCACCAAGC